UUAUUUAAGUGGGAGAAAUCUCAGACCUUACUAUAAGAACAGGGAUCAUUUUAAGAAAUCUUCACAGGUUUCGAGAGUUACUGUGAUCAUAUAUGCGAUCAUUUUGCGUAGUGCGUUGUUUAAAUAAUAAUAAACCAAAAAAGAUGAGGGGAGAAAUUAUUCUAUUCGUUACUCUUUGCCUGAUGAGUUUUGCAUUUGGCGAUGAGGAAAAUGCUGGCAAUUUUGAGGAAAAAGUAGAGAGUCCUCUUUCAAAGAAAUAUGAAUUUCUUUUGAGACCAAAACGAGGUCUCUUUGAUCUUGGGUUGUACACAACGGCUUAUGGAGAUUAUGAUGACGACUUAUACGGAUAUAACAGAUAUGGAGGAUAUGGAGGAUAUGGUGGAUAUAAUGGAUACGACAGACAUAGACAUCACGGAUAUGGUGGUUACAAUGGAGACAGAGGAUACAAUGGAUAUGGUGGAUAUUAUGGCAACAGAGGAUAUAAUGACUACUAUAAUUCCUAUCCUUAUCGUAGAAAUCCAGGAGGUUACAGUAACAACUAUGCAAAUGCUAACGCUGAUAGUUUUAGCGCUUCGGCAGGAUUGGGUCCUUUUAAUGCAGGUUUCUCAGUGAGUCACGCGAACGCUAAUGCAGGAUCCUCAGGUUCGUACUAUAGAUGAGAUGAAAGGAUGUUCAUCAAACGAAAGGAGAAUUUUUGGAACUGCUCUUCAUUAUUUUCGAAUGAUUCGAGAAUCCUCUCAUACUUAAAUAUCAGCUAAUUGUUGCGCCAAAAAAUCAUGUUCAUCUCAAUUAUGUUAACACAAAUUCAUUAGUUUUAAUUUUGUAAUUAAGUUAAAUAAAAAAAGACGUAAAAAGAAAA
Leptopilina heterotoma is the source of this 859-nucleotide messenger RNA. RefSeq names its product abscisic acid and environmental stress-inducible protein-like. Lineage: Eukaryota; Metazoa; Arthropoda; Insecta; Hymenoptera; Figitidae. Bases 93 to 659 code for a protein of 188 amino acids. The transcript has 4 exons. The record is from RefSeq and is a predicted model, not a curated record.